AAUAUUGAUCAAUAUUGGGAAUGAGGAAUACGAUAGCAGUAGUAGUACAAUCAAUCACUCCUAAACUAGCAAGCAAGUUUAGGAGUAGCAUUCAAAUCCUAAUCCACUCCGAUCUCUGUGUUUAUUCGGGCCAAUGGCCAAGUGUUGGGAGAGAUUUUGGUUGGGGGCAAUAAACGUUUAUUAAAGUACAAAGAGAAACAUUUGCCAAUCGGAGCACCAACGUUUCUCGACCGCUUAUCUAUCGCAUCCUUAUCCUUUUCAGCUCCCCGUUUGAAUUCCCUUACGCAAGCAUCCCCACUUUGUCUUCUUCUGUCAGCUCUCCUGCAAAAACCCAUAAUAAUUCCUCUUCUUCAUUCCUCUCUCUCUCUCAUCUCAUCUUCCCCCACAAUCUUCCAAUGAAACCUAGCUAGGGUUUAUCUUUCCUCCUGGUUCUUUCUUUUAAACCCUCGAGUCAUCGAUUUGCUUAUUGGCUGUGCCUUUGUUCAAUUGAAUCGAGGGUUUUGCUUUCUUUUUGCAUUCAUUUAUUGUUUCCUAGUGCUCCAUAUGGCUUUGGUUUCGGCUUUAUUUGAGAUCUUGCAAAGACCCUCGAUUGCCGAUGUGUUGAUGGAGCUCAUGCUGUUCUUGACACCUCUUUGGAUUGCGGUUUUUGUUGGUGUUCUGGUUGGAUGGUCUUGGAGGCCUAAAUGGGCCAAUAUUAACAGGGGCUGUGUGGGAGAUUCUCCACCAUCGCCCGCUUCCUCUUCUGGCCAGCCCUUGCCAACGCCUUUUGGUUCGAUUCCGAGCUUGAAUUCAUUAAAACUGCAAUUGCCCACCUGCAUUUCUUGGAUUGCUGACCGUACCUUUACCAAGGAAACAACAUCUGCAUCUUCAAACUCGAAUUCUGACUGCAGUUUAUCGCAGCUAGAAAGAGAAAAAUCGGGUCUAGUGACGGAAGGUGACUUGGUACAUUUAUGCCGACUUGUCGAGGAAAAUGAUGCAGGCCCUGCUUGGAUUCAGAUGAUGGACCGGUCUACACCGAAUAUGAGCUAUAAAGCUUGGCGGAGGGAUCCUGAGACUGGGCCUCCACAAUAUCGUAGCAGAACUGUCUACGAGGAUGCCACCCCUGAAAUGCUGAGAGACUUCUUUUGGGAUGAUGAGUUUCGAUUGAAGUGGGAUGACAUGCUUAUACAUGCUGAAAUCUUGGAGAAGUGCCCCACCACAGGAAACAUGGUUGUCCGCUGGGUGCGCAAGUUUCCCUUGUUCUGUAGCGACAGGGAAUACAUUAUAGGCCGUCGAAUAUGGGAAUCAGGACAAACGUACUAUUGUGUUACUAAGGGUGUACCCUGCUCCUAUGUGCCGCAGUGCAACAAACCAAGACGUGUAGAUUUGUAUUACUCAAGUUGGUGUAUUCGUGCAGUUGAAUCAAAGAGAGGCGAUGGCCAACUGACUGCAUGUGAGGUGUUACUCUUUCAUCAUGAAGAUAUGGGCUUUUCUUGGGAAAUUGCAAAGCUUGGUGUCCGGCAGGGUAUGUGGGGAGCUGUCAAGAAGAUCGACGCGGGUUUACGUGCAUACCAGAGGGAGAGAGCAUCCGGAGCUCCACUCUCACAAUGUGCUUCCAUGGCUCAGAUCAAGACCAAAGUUAGUGCAGAUUACCUGAGAUCAUUGGAGGGCACAAAAACUAGUACAUCAGAGGUUGAAACCCUGGAUUCAUCUGAGAAGCCACUGGGGAGGAACAUACCCAAGUUUCUAGUCGUUGGGGGGGCUAUUGCCCUUGUUUGUAGUCUUGACCAGGGGCUUUUGACUAAGGCAGUAAUAUUUGGAGUUGCCAGAAGGCUUGCAAAGAUUGGAAAGAGCUUGUGAUGCUGGAUGCUUUGGCAUCUUACUUGAAGAUGCUGGCCAAAGAAACCUGCUCUGCUCUCGCAGCGAGGCAGAAGCAUCUCGAGGCUAGAACUGGAAUUCUUGCUUCUCUCAGUGUCAGGGAUAGCAGGUUGCAUUCCUUUUCUUUUGGUUUGAGCUGUGAGGCAGCUACUGGUCAGGAAGAGAGAAUAGAUGGUGUAGAACUGUAUUCUUUGACAAUCGAAAUCUCAUUGAUGGAUCUCAUACUCUCCACAAAUAAAUGACAGGCAUAUUCGAUUUCUCCGUGACAUUCUGGUUGUUGGUUUAUUUUUCAUUUCGUUUACCAAUUUGUUGAUGCGGUUGUGCUCUGAUGCAAAUUUCAUA
Messenger RNA from Ilex paraguariensis (yerba mate), 2199 nucleotides. The record is from the annotation of a GenBank genome assembly. Lineage: Eukaryota; Viridiplantae; Streptophyta; Magnoliopsida; Aquifoliales; Aquifoliaceae.